ACCUUAUCUCCGCGCCCCUGCGGGCUCCCAGCGCCCAGAGCUGGUCCUCCGGAGGUGCUGAAGGCGGCUCUCGUGCCGACGGCCACCCACCAUCAUCUGAAGAAGGAGAAUUUGGCAAAUGACAUGCAAGUUUUCCAAGACAGAGUAAUUGCAGAAAAUCUUCAAAGGAGCCCAUCUGCAGAUGUUCUGAGCACCUCUGGGUAUAGAAAUUGAUUUUUCACCCAGGAUACCUAAUUCAAGACCUGCAGACACCAGGAGGCUGAGACGUUGUGUCGGUUUUGUGACAUCGGACCCAACACGAUGAAGUCUUCCUGCUGGGUUCUGGUCUGGGCUGUCCUGGGGGCCGAGCUGCUGGGGAGCCUCUGUUCCACUGCCAGAUCGCCGAGGUUCAGAGGACGGAUCCAGCAGGAACGAAAAAACAUCCGACCUAACAUAAUUCUCGUGCUCACCGAUGACCAAGACGUGGAGCUGGGGUCCCUGCAAGUCAUGAACAAGACAAGAAAGAUCAUGGAGCAUGGCGGGGCGACCUUCAGCAACGCCUUCGUGACCACGCCCAUGUGCUGCCCGUCCAGGUCCUCCAUGCUCACGGGGAAGUACGUGCACAACCACAACGUGUACACCAACAACGAGAACUGCUCCUCGUCCUCGUGGCAGGCCAUGCACGAGCCCCGCACCUUCGCUGUGUAUCUCAACAACACUGGCUACAGAACAGCCUUUUUUGGAAAAUACCUCAAUGAGUAUAAUGGCAGCUACAUCCCUCCUGGGUGGCGAGAAUGGCUUGGAUUAAUCAAGAAUUCUCGUUUCUAUAAUUACACUGUUUGUCGCAACGGCAUCAAAGAAAAGCACGGAUUUGAUUAUGCAAAGGACUACUUCACAGACUUAAUCACUAACGAGAGCAUUAAUUACUUCAAAAUGUCUAAGAGAAUGUAUCCCCAUAGGCCCGUUAUGAUGGUGAUCAGCCACGCUGCGCCCCACGGCCCCGAGGACUCGGCCCCACAGUUUUCAAAACUGUACCCCAACGCUUCCCAACACAUAACUCCUAGUUAUAACUAUGCACCGAAUAUGGACAAACACUGGAUCAUGCAGUACACAGGCCCCAUGCUGCCCAUCCACAUGGAAUUCACAAACGUUCUGCAUCGCAAAAGGCUUCAGACUUUGAUGUCAGUGGAUGACUCUGUGGAAAGGCUGUAUAACAUGCUGGUGGAAACGGGGGAGCUGGAAAACACCUACAUCAUCUACACCGCCGACCACGGUUACCACAUCGGGCAGUUCGGACUGGUCAAGGGCAAAUCCAUGCCGUAUGAUUUUGACAUCCGCGUGCCUUUCUUUAUUCGUGGCCCGAGCGUAGAACCAGGCUCAGUAGUCCCGCAGAUCGUUCUAAAUAUCGACCUGGCACCUACGAUCCUGGACAUCGCUGGGCUCGACCCACCUCCCGAUGUGGACGGCAAGUCUGUCCUCAAACUUCUGGACCUGGAAAAGCCAGGUAACAGGUUUCGCACAAACAAGAAGGCCAAAAUUUGGCGGGAUACAUUCCUCGUGGAGAGAGGGAAAUUUCUACGUAAGAAGGAAGACUCCAGCAAGAAUAUCCAACAGUCAAAUCACUUGCCCAAAUAUGAGAGGGUCAAAGAGCUAUGCCAGCAGUCCAGGUACCAGACAGCCUGCGAACAACCUGGACAGAAGUGGCAGUGCAUUGAGGACACAUCUGGCAAGCUUCGCAUUCACAAGUGCAAAGGAUCCGGUGACCUGCUCCCCGUCCGGCAGAGCACGCGGAACCUCUACUCCCGUGGCUUCCACGACAAGGACAAAGAAUGCAGUUGCGGAGAGUCUGGGUACCGUGCCAGCAGAAGCCAGAGGAAGAGCCAGAGGCAGUUCCUGAGGAACCAGGGGACCCCAAAGUACAAGCCCAGAUUUGUCCACACUCGGCAGACGCGUUCCCUGUCAGUCGAAUUUGAAGGCGAAAUAUACGACAUAAACCUGGAGGAAGAAGAACUGCAGGCGCUGCGACCGAGAAACAUUGCCAAGCGUCACGACGAGGGCCGCAACGGCCCGGGAGGUCGCCAGGCCGCCGGCGGUGCCGACGGGGACACGAUGCUGGCCCACAGCGGCAACGCCGUGGGCCUGCCCACCACCGUGCGAGUGACCCACAAGUGCUUUAUUCUUCCAAAUGAUACAAUCCACUGCGAGAGAGAACUGUAUCAGUCAGCUAAAGCCUGGAAGGACCACAAGGCAUACAUCGAUAAAGAGAUCGAAGCUUUGCAAGAUAAAAUUAAGAAUUUGAGAGAAGUGAGGGGUCACCUGAAGCGAAGGAAGCCCGACGACUGUGUCUGCAGCAAGCAGAGCUAUUACAAUAAAGAAAAAGGUGUCAAAAAGCAAGAGAAAUUAAAGAGCCAUCUUCACCCAUUCAAGGAGGCCGCUCAGGAAGUGGACAGCAAACUACAGCUUUUCAAGGAGAACCGACGGAGGAAGAAGGAGAGAAAGGAGAAGAAACGGCAGAGGAAGGGGGAGGAGUGCAGCCUCCCCGGCCUCACCUGCUUCACGCACGACAACAACCACUGGCAGACGGCCCCCUUCUGGAACCUGGGGUCUUUCUGUGCUUGCACCAGCUCUAACAAUAACACCUACUGGUGUCUGCGUACGGUUAACGAGACGCACAAUUUUCUCUUCUGCGAGUUCGCCACGGGCUUCUUGGAGUAUUUCGAUAUGAAUACAGAUCCUUACCAGCUCACCAACACAGUGCACACGGUGGAGCGAGGAGUUCUGAAUCAGCUGCACGUCCAGCUGAUGGAGCUGAGAAGCUGCCAAGGGCAUAGGCAGUGCAACCCCAGACCUAAGGGCCUCGAAGUGGGAAAUAAAGAUGGAGGAAGCUAUGAUCUACACAGCACACGUAAGACAGAGCAGAAGAACCCACUCUUAAGCUGGCCUCACCCGGGAUAUGGGCUGACGAGAGGACAGUUAUGGGAUGGAUGGGAAGGUUAAUCUGCCUAGUCUCCCGGCAGACGUCAACUGGCAAGGCCUGGAAGAUUUGUACGGUGUGAACGAAAGCAUCUAUGAAUACAGACGGAACUAUAGACUUAGUCUGGUGGACUGGACUAAUUACUUGAAGGAUGUAGAUAGAGUAUUUGCACUGCUGAACAGUCACCACGAGCAAAACAAAG
Messenger RNA from Pteropus alecto (black flying fox), 3155 nucleotides. RefSeq names its product sulfatase 1 (gene SULF1). Gene Ontology annotation, molecular function: glycosaminoglycan binding; calcium ion binding; N-acetylglucosamine-6-sulfatase activity. The record is from RefSeq and is a predicted model, not a curated record. Gene Ontology annotation, cellular component: cell surface; endoplasmic reticulum; plasma membrane. NCBI's taxonomy places the organism in Eukaryota, Metazoa, Chordata, Mammalia, Chiroptera, Pteropodidae. The transcript is spliced from 23 exons. The coding region runs from base 301 to 2976 and encodes 891 amino acids.